AUGCAUCCACGAUAUUUACUCCCGAUUUUACUUCUAGUUUCUUUCCCAGCCUUCACGUCUACAAUGACUCUAAAACGACACUACCGUAGGCCAGUAUGCGAACCAUCGCAGUCCUGCUCCUACAGUUACCAACAAUUCACGUUUGAACUAUGCGACUGCCCACAAUCCAAGAGCUGUCCAAUGGAUAACGGCGUUCAGCUGAAAGGGAUUACCUAUCAAUUCUGCGGUGCUCGAGAACUCCCAGAAUGCAUGCCAGACGAGAUUGCUGCUGAAAUCAACUUUCUCCAAACCUCAAUUUACUGUGUUUGCCCUCUUGAUCAAAUCUAUGUCAAACAGAAGGAAUCGUCGAAUGCUAGCGUAAAAUACGUCUGCGAAGAGAAAGAAAUGUGCGAGGUCGGACAGAUGUGCGGAGUUGGAAACCCUAUUGUUGGAAUCAAGCAAACCUGCCAAUGCGCCGCAAACUCCAGAUGCCAAGUAACAGCGCCAAACGUCUUCAAUCCCAUUUCGAUACAAAACGCCACGUGCCAACCAAUCUAG
Molecule: messenger RNA, 537 nt
Organism: Caenorhabditis remanei
Lineage: Eukaryota; Metazoa; Nematoda; Chromadorea; Rhabditida; Rhabditidae
Exons: 5
Coding region: 1-537 (178 amino acids)
Source: RefSeq, a predicted model, not a curated record